AUGGCCUCCCGUUUCCUUGUUUUUGGUCUUCCCCGGUCCCUCCCUCCCCUUCCUCAGGGGCCUGGCCCUACCUGUGUCCCCUAUGUCGAGGGGCGGCAGCGCGCUGCCCCUCACUCCUCCCAGUUCCCUCCGACAGAGGCCCCGCUGCAGAUGCUUCACAUGGACGUGUGGGGCCCAGCCUGCGUCCGUGGACAGGGUCACGAGCGCUACUUCCUGCUAGUGGUUGACGACUACUCGCGUUACACCACAAUCUUCCCCUUGUGUAGCAAGGGUGAUGUUACUGAGGUGUUGAUCGACUGGAUCCGCGCAGCUCGUCUCCAGCUCAGGCAGAGCUUCGGCUCGGAAUUUCCUGUUCUGCGUCUGCACUCUGACAGAGGCGGAGAGUUCUCCUCUGGCCUUCUCCGAGCCUACUGUCGUGCACGAGGCAUCCGUCAGACCUUCACGCUUCCGGACUCCCGCAGCAAAACGGGAUUGCUGAGCGCCGCAUUAGCAUGGCCGGAGACCUCCCUAGCUUUGCUGUGGACGGGGAAGGUUGGCGAUGCGUCUGCGUUCCGUGUCUGGGGAUCUCGGGCGUUUGUCCGCGACUUGUCUGCGGACAAGCUGUCCCCUCGUGCUGCUCCCUGCGUCUUCCUGGGGUUCCCCCUUGACGCGCCCGGGUGGCAGUUCUAUCACCCCACCUCGCGCCGUGUUCUGUCCUCUCAGGACGUCACGUUUGACGAGUCGGUCCCCUAUUACCGCCUCUUCCCCGACCGCACUUCGUCCCUCCCCCCACCACCACUCUUCCUUGUACCAGGUCCCCCCCCGGUAGACCACCUCCCCCCUCAGGACCCUGCCCCUUCAGGUGUGUCCCAUGUAGACGCAGUCGAGCCUGUUGAGGUUACAGGUGACUCUGGUGCUGCUGAGGGUGCUGAGCCUGAGGGUGCUGAGCAUGUGGGUACUCCUCCUAAGGGUGCUGAGCCUGGGGGUGCUGAGCCUGGGGGUGCUGAGACUAGGGGUGCUAAGACAGGGGGUGCUGAGCCUGGAGGUGCUGAGCAUGGGGGUGCUACGCCUGGGGGUGCUGAGCCUGGGGGUGCUGUGCCUGGGGGUGCUACACGUGGAGGUGCUGAGCUUGGAGGUGCUACGCCGGGAGGUUCUUGGCGCGAGCCACUCUCUCCAUAG
Molecule: messenger RNA, 1158 nt
Organism: Closterium sp. NIES-65
Lineage: Eukaryota; Viridiplantae; Streptophyta; Zygnematophyceae; Desmidiales; Closteriaceae
Source: the annotation of a GenBank genome assembly